This is a messenger RNA of Carassius gibelio (silver crucian carp), 4994 nucleotides long. RefSeq lists its product as uncharacterized. The record is from RefSeq and is a predicted model, not a curated record. Gene Ontology annotation, cellular component: cytoplasm. Gene Ontology annotation, biological process: proteolysis. The transcript is spliced from 43 exons. Gene Ontology annotation, molecular function: calcium ion binding; calcium-dependent cysteine-type endopeptidase activity. NCBI's taxonomy places the organism in Eukaryota, Metazoa, Chordata, Actinopteri, Cypriniformes, Cyprinidae. Bases 155 to 4417 code for a protein of 1420 amino acids.
CUGUUCUUCUUGUGCGUAAAAACGCGCAAUAACGCGCUCAUGACAGCCUGACCACGCCUGGGAAGUUUAGGGCGGAGAGUCACAGUUAACUAAGUUGAAGGAUCAAGACAUUUGUACAUUUCUCGGACUUCUUGGGCUCUUCAGAAGUGGAAAAAUGUCUGGAGUCGCCUCUACCCUGGCCAAGAAGAGAGCGCUGGCUGCAGGGUUCGGGUCUAACGCCAACGCCACCAAAUACCUCAACCAGGACUUCGAGGCGCUCAGGAGCCAGUGUCUCAGCGGGGGGACCCUGUUCUCAGACCCCUAUUUCCCAGCCGCACCCGAAUCCCUGGGCUUUAAAGAACUCGGACCCAGCUCGUCCAAAACCAGAGGACUAGUGUGGAAAAGACCUGGGGAGCUGCGCUCAAAACCCCAAUUCAUCGUCGGAGGAGCUACACGGACGGAUAUCUGUCAAGGAGCUCUGGGUGACUGCUGGCUGCUAGCGGCCAUAGCCUCUCUGACCCUGAAUGAGGAUGUUCUGGCACGAGUGGUGCCCGAUGGACAGGGCUUCGGUCAAAAUUAUGCCGGAAUCUUCCAUUUCCAGUUCUGGCAGUUUGGCGAGUGGGUGGAUGUUGUCAUUGAUGACCGGCUGCCGGUGAAAGACGGCGAGUUGGUGUUUGUGCACUCCGCCGAGGGAAACGAGUUCUGGAGCGCCCUGCUGGAGAAGGCCUAUGCGAAGGUGAACGGCUGUUAUGAAGCUCUGUCUGGAGGAACCACCAGUGAGGGCUUUGAAGAUUUCACUGGAGGCAUCGCUGAGAGCUACGAGCUGAGCAAAGCUCCUUCCAACAUGUUUCAGAUCAUCCAGAAAGCCCUGGAGGCUGGAGCUUUGCUGGGCUGCUCCAUCGACAUCACUAGUGCCUCUGAUUCAGAAGCAGUCACCCGCCAGAAGCUGGUGAAAGGCCACGCUUACUCACUCACGGGGGCAACCGAGGUGAACUAUCGCGGGCGCAUGGAGAAGCUGAUUCGUAUACGCAACCCUUGGGGGCAGGUGGAGUGGACCGGAGCCUGGAGUGAUGGUUCAUCCGAAUGGAAUAAUAUUUCUUCACAGCGGCCGGACGCCAGCGCUGAGGAUGGAGAAUUCUGGAUGUCAUUCUCAGAUUUCCUUAGCCAUUACUCUCGGAUAGAGAUCUGCACUCUGACCCCGGACGCCAUCACCAGCGAUUCAAUUAAACACUGGGCCGUGACCAACCACGACGGCACAUGGAGGAGAGGCUCCACCGCUGGGGGCUGCAGAAACAACGCUUACACAUUCUGGAUGAAUCCUCAAUAUGUGAUUAAGCUGGAUGAAGAAGAUGACGACCCAGAUGACAAUGAGGUGGGCUGCAGUUUCGUGGUGGGGUUGAUCCAGAAGAACCGGCGUCGUCUGAGGAAAGCGGGAGAGGACAUGCACACUAUUGGCUUUGCUAUUUAUGAGGUUCCUCCACAGUUUCGAGGUCAGCGUGAUGUGCACCUCGAUAAGAACUACUUCCUGACACAUGCGCAGAAAGCUCGCUCUGAGACCUUCGUUAACCUGAGAGAGGUCUGCACACGCUUCAAGCUGCCUCCUGGAGAGUACCUCAUCGUGCCGUCCACCUUCGAACCCAACAAGGACGGAGACUUUUGCCUGCGAGUCUUUUCCGAAAAACAGACCGAAACACUACCAUGUGAUGACCCUGUGGAUGCUGAACUUCCUGAUGAGACUGUCUCAGACAGUGAAGUUGAUUCUGGAUUCAGAGGCAUGUUCUUAAAACUCGCUGGAGCUGACAUGGAAAUAUCAGCCACGGAGCUCAUGACUAUCUUAAACAAAAUCGUCGCGAAACGAACUGACAUAAAGACGGACGGCUUCAGUUUGGAAACGUGUCGUGUCAUAGUGAACCUCAUGGAUGACAGUGGGAACGGAAAACUCGGUUUGGGAGAGUUCGCUACUCUGUGGAAGAAAAUUCAGCGAUACCUUGGAAUUUACAAGAAGAAUGACAUGGAUAAUUCAGGAACCAUGAGCACUCCAGAGCUGCGUUUGGCGCUGAAAGAAGCCGGUUUCACUCUUAAUAACGCUAUAUUUCAGCUGCUGGUAGCACGUUACGCCGAGACAGACAUGACUCUUGACUUUGAUAACUUUGUGUCCUGUCUCAUGCGUCUGGAGAUGAUGUUCCGGGUAUUCAAAAAGCUGGAUCCUCACCACAGUGGCUUCAUUGAGCUGGACUUUGUGCAGCUCGAGGCCCACACAAGGAACCUGAGCUACCACUUAGAGAACUGCCCUCCAUGGACAUUUUCCCUGAAAUCAUGGCUCGUCAUGUAUUCAAUUGGAGUGUCGUCGCGUAUUUACAAGGAACGGCUUCAGGCAGAAGGGAUGGGAACCAAUGACAAUGCGGUCAAGUUCCUGAACCAGGACUAUGAGGAGCUGAAGAGAGAGUGUCUGGAGAGCGGCAGGCUGUUUGAGGACCCCUGCUUCCCAGCCGUGCCUCAGUCACUGGGCUUCAAGGAGCUCGCGCCAUACUCCUCCAAAACACAUGGUGUGCAGUGGAUAAGGCCCACUGAGCUGUCAAGCAACCCUGAGUUUAUAGUGGGCGGAGCCACACGCACAGAUAUUUGCCAGGGAGCCCUAGGUGACUGUUGGCUGUUAGCUGCCAUCGCAUCCCUGACUUUAAAUGACAGGCUGCUUCACAGAGUCGUUCCUCAUGGACAAAGCUUUAUGGACGAGUACGCCGGCAUCUUCCACUUCCAGUUCUGGCAGUUUGGCGAUUGGGUGGACGUUGUGGUCGAUGACCGUUUGCCUGUGAAAGAUAAAGAGCUGAUGUUUGUUCACUCAGCAGAGGGAAAUGAGUUUUGGAGCGCCUUGCUGGAAAAAGCCUAUGCCAAGCUGAAUGGCUCAUAUGAAGCUCUGUCGGGAGGGUCCACCACUGAAGGUUUUGAGGACUUCACGGGUGGAGUGGCCGAGAUGUACGAGCUGCGUCAAGCUCCCAAAGACUUGCACCGCAUCAUUGCCAAAGCCUUGGAGAGAGGCUCACUGUUGGGCUGCUCUAUUGAUAUCACCAGUGCCUUUGAUAUGGAGGCUGUAACUUUUAAGAAGCUGGUGAAGGGACAUGCGUACUCCGUCACGGGUCUCAGAGAGGUGAAUUUCAGUGGCAGCAGAGAGAGGCUGAUCCGCAUCCGAAACCCUUGGGGGCAAGUUGAAUGGACAGGGGCUUGGAGUGACAAUUCUACCGAGUGGAAUGGGAUUGAUCCAGCAGAGAGAGAGGAAAUGAACAACCACAUGGAGGAUGGCGAGUUCUGGAUGCCAUUUCAGGAGUUCAAACGUCAGUUUUCUCGUCUGGAGAUCUGUAACCUCACACCAGACGCUCUGAGUGAAGAUUCUCUAAAUUUCUGGAACACGAUUAAGUUUAACGGGACUUGGAGGAGAGGAAGUACAGCAGGGGGCUGCAGGAACAACCCCAAUACAUUCUGGAUAAACCCUCAAUAUAAGAUCACACUGCUGGAGGAAGAUGAUGAUCCUGAGGAUGAUGAGGUGGCCUGCAGCUUCCUGGUGGCCUUAAUGCAGAAGGACAGGAGACGUUACCGCAAGCAAGGGCAGGACAUGCACACCAUUGGCUUCGCUGUAUAUGAGGUCCCAGAAGAGUUUCAUGGCUCCCAGAGCGUUCACCUCAAGAAGGACUUUUUCUUGCGUCACUCAUCCUGCGCUCGCUCAGAAACCUUCAUUAACCUGCGGGAAGUCAGCACACGACUGAAGCUGCCACCGGGCGAGUAUCUCGUAGUCCCUUCCACUUUUGAGCCCGGAAAAGAGGCCGAUUUUGUCCUGCGAGUCUUCACGGAGAAACAGUCAGAAACUCAAGAAAUGGAUGAUGAGAUUGCGUUUAACUUGGAAGAUGAAGAGGAGGUUUCAGAGGAGGACAUGGAAGACUCUUUUAAAAAGCUGUUUGCACAGCUGUCUGGAGAGGACAUGGAGAUUUCAGUUCAUGAGCUCAGGACCAUUCUGAACCGAGUGGUCAGCAAACACAGGGACGUGAAGACCGAUGGGUUCAGUUUGGAGUCGUGUAGGUGCAUGGUCAGCCUGAUGGAUAAAGAUGGAAGUGCACGGCUGGGAAUUGUGGAGUUCCAGAUUCUAUGGAAUAAAAUCAGGAAGUGGCUGGGCAUUUUUAGACAGUUUGAUCUGGAUAAAUCUGGCACAAUGAGCUCGUAUGAAAUGCGCCUCGCUGUGGAGUCAGCUGGUUUUAAACUCAAUAACAAGCUACAUCAAGUAAUUGUGGCACGGUAUUCUGAUGGAGAUACGAUCGACUUCGACAAUUUUGUCUGUUGCCUGGUCAAACUGGAGGCUAUGUUCAGGACUUUUAGAGAACUGGACAAAGAGGGCUCAGGCAUCGCACAGCUCAAUGUUAGCGAGUGGCUGUACCUGACCAUGUGUGGUUGAUGUGUGAAGAUCAUAUCGUUCUGGAAUAGAAGGGGUUAAAACCAUUCCCUAAACUGCAGCUUUAAUCCGUUACACCCAGUAAUUCCUGAGCAAUACAGUGCAUACUGCCUUAAAACAUCCAAACUAACCCUCACAUGAGCCUAUAGGGCACUGUAUGACUUUUGGUAAAAAAAUGGAUAUCCUCAUUAUGCAAGAUGAGUUUAUCAAUUAUUAACCACUCAAUGUUAACAGAAAAAUACAUUGCAGCAUGUCAGAGAGCAACUUAACAUAGCUUUAUGAUUAAGAGCAUGCCACUAACCACAUGCUGUAGGUUAUUUUACAGUAUACCUCGCAAACGUAGCUUAACUUAGCAUUUGAAGUUUGCACCGUUAAGGCCUUGAUAAUUGAAGAAAUGUAAUUUUUAUUUUAUCUAGUCUGUGUUUGAUUUAGAUAGCAUUUAUGAUCACUGUGAUGUGCUUUGCAAUUAUUUAUUUAAAAAAUAACUUCAGUUCUUAUAGGAUGAUCAGGGAAUUGUGCUACACUAGAUUUUAAGCUGCUUCUUAAUUUAUGGAGGUGAAAAUAAAGGAUAUAAAUAUAA